Molecule: messenger RNA, 1563 nt
Organism: Clonostachys rhizophaga
Lineage: Eukaryota; Fungi; Ascomycota; Sordariomycetes; Hypocreales; Bionectriaceae
Source: the annotation of a GenBank genome assembly
AUGGACCCAGGAUUUCAAGGGAAUCAGUUUGUUCCAGGCACAGCUGCCUACCAGCGCUACAAUGACUUAUACGCCACCUCUACCUACGGGGAGGAGCGUAACUUAAAUCCUGGAGAGAUUCUGCAGCCUUCGAGCAUCGAAGAUAUUAAGACAGUAGUCACGACUGCUGCCAAGUUGGGUAAGAAUAUUGCUGUCAGAACUGGCGGGCAUCAAUAUAGUGGCGCGUCCUCGACUGGCCCCGACAGUUACCAGUUGGACCUGAAGCCCACCUUCCGACGUCCCAAUAUUGACCUCAACUUGAUCCGAGACACCGCCAACGAUAAGGUGUACUUGAGAUCGAGUGUCAGUUGGACACUCUCUGAGAUCUACGACUUUCUUCUAGACAAUGGCGUCUUCAUGCCAACCGGGCAGUGUUCUACGGUCUGUCUUGGUGGACACGUCCAAACUGGCGGCUAUGGAAUGCUUGCACGAUCAUUUGGCCUUCUUGGAGAUUACGUCCGUGAGCUUGAAAUUGUUGACUACAGUGGCACCGUCGUCAAGGUGGACAAGGAGGAACAUCCAGACCUGUUCUACGGUUUUCUCGGCGGUAGCCCCGGCAACCUCGGUGUACUGACGCAUUUCAAGAUCGAGGUCCAAGAUGACAAAAAGUAUGAGGGCUCCAAGGGUCUAUGGAUGGCCUUCCACUACCGGAAAGAUACCCUCAAGGCCCUCCUUGACAUCCUGGUCCAGAAGGGAGAGGACCCCAACUUCCCCCGCGGUUACGAUUUCAUUGUCAAUGUUCUCAGCCGGCAGCUGAAUCUGCUGGAUCUAUUUCCAGGCUCUGAAGACGAGCUCAAGCGAAAGCUACCAGACGACAUCCAUGACGGCAAGAACAACAUUGCUGACUUGCUCAAGUUCAAAUACGCACUGAUUGUCGUCUACGCCCAGUGGGUUCAUGUCGGAGAAGAGCCGUACUCGUCUGACCUCUUCGACAAGAUUAAGAAGGUCCCACAUGACUUCAAGUUUGGCAAGGAGACCCCCGACGGCACGCCAAUGUCAUUCAUCACAUCCAUGUGGCUCUUCAAGAGCCCGCGCGAGUUUCCUUACCCCUAUGUCAAGCGCACCAACACCACUAAAUCGCUCGCGCUCUCCAAGAGUGGUUGGUCGGACUGGUUCUCUGGCCGCAUCAACGAGGUGCUCAAGACCAAGGGCAACGGCCUCUGGGUCUCGUCUCAACUACAGGUGUUCGGCGGCAAAGGAUCAUUGUUCCAGAAAAAUGCGAACAACGGCACUGCCUAUUGCUUCAGGGACGCCACCUUUGGGGGCACGUGGGAUGUCUUCUAUCAGAAUACGAAAGAGGCAGCCGAGCAGUGGCAGGAGGAGAAUGACAAGGGUGCGGUAACGCACUUUAGUCAGGAAGAUCGACGACUUCUCUGGGGAUCGUACGGGGACUGGAACAUGAAGAAUGUCUGGCAGUUUUAUUACGAUUCGGAUACAUACAAGAAGUUGCAGAAGAUCAGGCAGACAUAUGAUCCCAACGGAACCUUUACUGCGAAUCCAUUCUGUGUGGAGGCAUUGAAGUAG